AGCUUUGUAACUCCACAACCAGAAACUAUCUCUCUCUCUCUUUUUUCUAUUGUCUCUUUUACAAUUAUCCAAUAGAAUAUUAACCAAUGGAGUCACCAAGUCUUCCAGUAACGGCAAAAGACUGGACCUCCACCAGUCUCCACCGUGUACUAUGUAUGCAAGGCGGUGAAGGUGACGUCAGCUACGUCAACAAUUCCGAUUGCCAAGCUUUGGCUAUAACCUUAUGCAAACCAAUCCUUAUCUCAUCUCUCCAAUCCAUCAAACUCUUCACCUCUCCGAUCAUCAGAAUAGCUGACCUCGGCUGCGCCACCGGCUCCAACACUUUCGAUACCGUGGAUACGGUGGUUGAGACUUUACGUCAGCUAUUCACUACGGUGUGCGGUGGUGGAUCGCUGGAGUUUGAGGCUUUUUUCUGUGAUUUGCCUAGUAAUGACUUCAACAUGUUGUUUAGAUUGUUGUCUGAGAAACAGAAAGUUGAUUCGUCCAAAUAUUUCGCCGGCGGCGUCGCUGGCUCGUUCUAUGACCGGCUUUUCCCGAGAGGAACGAUCCAUGUCGCUGUGAGCUUAAGUGCUCUACAUUGGCUCUCUCAGAUACCGGAGAAAGUACUGGAGAAAGGAUCAAGAACAUGGAACAAAGGGAAAACGUGGAUCGAAGGGGCGAAGAAAGAAGUGGUUGAUGCAUACACAGAGCAAUCAGACAAAGAUUUGGAUGAUUUUUUGAAGUGUCGGAAAGAAGAAAUGGUGGAGGGAGGAGUGUUGUUUGUAUUAAUGGGUGGUCGUCCUUCAGGUUCAAGUAGUCAAUUUGGUGAUCAGGAUACUCGAGCCAAACAUCCUUUCACAACUACCAUGGAACAAGCUUGGCAAGAUUUAAUAGAUGAGGGACCGUUUCUGGCUUUCGCAUUAAUUAACUUGGGUUUGAUAGAUGAAGAGACAAGAGACGGAUUCAACAUACCGGCGUACAUGAGAAGUCCGGAGGAAGUGGCUGCCGGAAUAGACCGUAUCGGUGGUUUCAAGAUAGAGAAAAUGGAAUACAUGAAAAUCGUUGAAUCCUCCGACGAGAAACAUGAGGAGUGGAAAAAAGAUCCCGUUUCGUACGGACGAGCCAGGACCAACUUGGUCCAAGCUGCUAUUCGUCCUAUGGUCGACGUCUACCUUGGACCGGACCUAUGCGAUGAGCUCUUCAAAAGAUAUGAAAACCGGGUUUCUACAACCCGAGAAUUUCUUCAUAUAACUUGUUUCUUUGGAGUCGUCGCUUUUUCUGCCAUCCGAAUUGAAUGAUUAUAUGUUUAUAGCGUUAUGUAUGAAAUGUGUUUGUUCGUAUUUAUCUAUAUAUAUGGUUUGUCGUUUGUUUUAAUAUAUAUGAAUGUGUGUCGCGUUUACUUGCUGGAGAAUGUAAACUGGAAUUGGGGUACGUGUAUAUGGAACAUGUAGGGUUGGACA
Brassica rapa (field mustard) is the source of this 1439-nucleotide messenger RNA. Its product is annotated as gibberellic acid methyltransferase 2. NCBI's taxonomy places the organism in Eukaryota, Viridiplantae, Streptophyta, Magnoliopsida, Brassicales, Brassicaceae. Gene Ontology annotation, molecular function: methyltransferase activity. The record is from RefSeq and is a predicted model, not a curated record.